Messenger RNA from Dibothriocephalus latus, 615 nucleotides. The record is from the annotation of a GenBank genome assembly. NCBI's taxonomy places the organism in Eukaryota, Metazoa, Platyhelminthes, Cestoda, Diphyllobothriidea, Diphyllobothriidae.
UUGGCUUUUUUGCAUGCUCUGUUACAGCGAGAAUGUGGAGCGUGUUGGGCUUUUUCAGCUGCCAGUGCGAUUGAAUGGCAUUGGGCCAUCAAGAAAAAUUCCACCGUGACAGUCUCCAGACAGCAAAUGGUCGACUGUGUGCAAUCAAAUUUUGGAUGUAAUGGCGGCCUGAUUGAGAACGCUCUUGCUUAUGCCCAGUCUUCGGGUCUAAUGUCAGACGCCGAGUAUCCGUACCGUUCUCGGGUCACACAGUGUAACUAUGAUCCUGCAAAAGUGAUUCUUCGCACAAAUGGAUUCGAAAAACUGAGUAACUUGAAAGAACCUGCAUUGACUUGCAUCCUGAAAGAGAAAGGACCCAUCGCGAUAGGGUUGGACGCCAGUGCUCGAGGACUUCAGCACUACGACACGGGGUUGUUCAAUGAUUUGGACUGCAAUGGGGAAUAUCUGAAUCACGCAGUCGUGCUGGUUGGUUACGGCGUCGAUCAGAAUGGAAGAAAGUACUGGAUAGCUCAAAAUUCUUGGUCAAACAAAUGGGGCGAGGACGGCUUCUUUCGGAUUCUAUUCGGUGAAAACCACUGUGGUGUCGCCGUAACACCACUUAUUCCAGUUCUCUAA